This is a messenger RNA of Physcomitrium patens, 4252 nucleotides long. RefSeq names its product DNA polymerase delta catalytic subunit. Gene Ontology annotation, molecular function: 3'-5'-DNA exonuclease activity; nucleotide binding; DNA binding. The record is from RefSeq and is a predicted model, not a curated record. Lineage: Eukaryota; Viridiplantae; Streptophyta; Bryopsida; Funariales; Funariaceae. Gene Ontology annotation, cellular component: delta DNA polymerase complex. Gene Ontology annotation, biological process: nucleotide-excision repair, DNA gap filling; DNA replication proofreading; base-excision repair, gap-filling.
CAGAAAUAUCAAACCAGGAAGAUGGCGGGAACGAAGAGUGGAGGAGAGCCGCCUCAGAGCAUUAAUUUUCCGCCAGAUCGUCUCGCUUUUGUCCACGAUUGCGGUUCGUCGUCAGCGAAUUAGAUGAACAGAGAGCAUUCUGCACAUUUUAUUUGGUGUUAGUCGGUAUUGCCCUGUGGAGAGAUCGGUGGUGAAGUUUCUGGGAGGCAAAAUUUUGGGUUUCGAAUUUGGAGCUGGGAGGUUUGUGGAGUUAGAUGCAUGAGGAGUAAGUGAUUGCGGUGGAGAAUUGGACGUGGGAGAAGAAGAAACGGAUGGGAUGGAGAUUUUAGUGUAGUUUGGAAUUUUGUUUGGAGUGUGGAGGUUUUGCAGGUGUUGAAUUUUACGGGUGGAAUUGGCAUUAUGGAUUCGAAGAAGAGAACCGGUAUGCAUGCUAAUUUGCCGCCUUCGAAGCGGCUGCAAGCAAAUGGUCAAGGUUACCCGCCGCCACUAGUACUGCCACCAGAUGUCAUGGAGGAAGAGGAUGAGGACGUAUUUUUGGAGGAGACCUUAUUACGUGAUGAAGAGAUGAAUGCAUCCCGGGCUGCAGUAGCUGCUCUGUUCACCAAAUGGAGACGCCCUGCCAUUUCUAGCCUUGAUACUGAAACGAGCAGCUUAGUGUUUCAGCAGCUUGAGAUUGAUUACGUCAUCGGGGACAGCCACAAAGAACUCUGUCCUUACAGAAGUGGACCAGCUGCGGUACUUCGCAUGUUUGGGGUGACACAAGAAGGAAACAGCGUUUGUGGUAAUGUACAUGGUUUUGAACCAUAUUUCUAUAUCAGCUGUCUUGAUGGUAUUGGGCCGGACGAUGUUCCUAAAUUUCGUAGUACUUUGGAGACACGCAUGCGAGAGGCAAACAGGAAUAGCAAAACUCAAAACUUUAUUACCAAGAUCGAGAUUGUACAGAAGCGUAGUGUUAUGUACUAUCAAGUGCAGAAGGCUCGUUCUUUCUUGAAAAUUGUUGUUGCUUUGCCAACCAUGGUGGCUGGUUGUAGAGGAAUCCUGGAAAAAGGUAUCAAUAUCGAUGGCAUCGGUCAACGGUGUUUCUUGACAUAUGAGAGCAAUGUGCUAUUUGCACUGCGUUUCAUGAUUGAUUGCGAUAUUGUUGGUGGAAAUUGGAUUGAGCUUCCAGCUGGAAACUACUGCAAGAGUACAAGACGGUUGUCCUAUUGCCAGUUGGAAUUGGACAUACACUACAGCAAAAUUGUCAGUUAUGCACCAGUAGGUCAAUACUCGAAGAUGGCCCCGUUUCGGAUUCUAAGCUUUGACAUUGAGUGUGCUGGGAGAAAAGGUCAUUUCCCAGAGCCAGAGCAUGAUCCUGUCAUUCAGAUCGCCAACUUGGUUACAGUGCAAGGUGAGCAGCGACCCAUGGUGAAGAAUGUCAUGACUCUAAAGUCAUGUUCACCUAUUGUUGGUGCUGACGUGAUGUCAUUCGAUACAGAGAAAGAGGUUCUUCUUGCUUGGCGGGAGUUGGUCACAGAAGUAGAUCCGGAUAUUAUCAUUGGAUACAACAUUUGUAAAUUUGACUUACCCUAUCUUAUCGAGAGGGCACAGAAGUUGAACGUGGUUGAAUUUCCAAUGCUUGGACGUAUAAGAAACAGUCGACUUCGUAUUAAAGAUGCGUCUUUUUCGUCAAGGCAAUAUGGCAUUAGAGAAAGCAAAGAAGUGACAAUAGAAGGACGGGUCCAAUUUGAUCUUCUUCAGGCCAUCCAAAGGGACUACAAACUUAGUUCUUACUCAUUGAACUCAGUUUCUGCGCACUUUCUAGGAGAGCAGAAGGAGGAUGUGCAUCAUUCUAUUAUCUCUGACCUUCAGAAUGGCAAUUCUGAAACUCGCCGAAGGUUAGCAGUUUAUUGUCUGAAGGAUGCUUAUCUUCCUCAAAGAUUAUUGGACAAGCUUAUGUUCGUUUACAAUUAUGUUGAAAUGGCUCGCGUUACGGGUGUUCCCAUUUCCUUCCUUCUUGCUAGAGGCCAGAGUAUCAAGGUCUUAUCACAACUCUUGAGAAAAUCGAAGCAAAGGAAUUUUGUGUUGCCUAAUGUCAAGUCUCAAGGAGCAGGAGGAGGAGAGACCUUUGAAGGAGCUACUGUAUUAGAUGCUAAAGCAGGGUACUAUGACAAGCCAAUUGCCACUUUGGAUUUUGCAUCAUUGUACCCCUCCAUCAUGAUGGCGUACAAUCUUUGUUACUGCACUUUGGUUAGAGCAGAGGACCUGCAGAAGUUCAUGUUGGGACCAGAAGAAGUGACUAAAACUCCAUCCGGAGAUGUGUUUGUUAAACCCAGUUUGGAAAAGGGAAUAUUGCCUGAGAUUCUUGAAGAGCUGCUAGCAGCACGCAAGCGAGCAAAAGCUGAUUUGAAAGAAGCAACAGACCCGUUGGAGAAGGCUGUGUUGGAUGGUCGGCAGCUUGCCCUCAAGGUGAGUGCCAACUCAGUGUAUGGAUUUACGGGGGCAACAGUUGGGCAGCUGCCAUGUCUUGAGAUCUCUUCCAGUGUUACGAGUUUUGGGCGCCAGAUGAUCGAUCAUACAAAGAAAUUGGUUCAGGAGCGCUUUAAUACAUCAAACAGUUACAGUUAUGAUGCUGAGGUUAUCUAUGGAGACACAGACUCGGUCAUGGUGCAGUUUGGAACUCCUGAUGUUGAUGAAGCCAUGAAGUUGGGAAGGGAGGCCGCACAGCAGAUCAGUGCCACCUUCACAAAGCCUAUCAAGUUGGAGUUUGAGAAAGUUUAUUGGCCAUAUCUGCUCAUCAGUAAAAAGAGAUACGCGGGGCUCUUGUGGACCAAGCCAGAGAAAUAUGAUAAAAUGGAUACCAAAGGAAUCGAGACUGUGAGAAGAGACAAUUGUCUGCUUGUAAAGAACCUGAUCACUGAGUGUCUUCAUAAAAUCCUCAUUGAUCGUGAUAUUCCUGGAGCUGUUCAGUAUGUCAAAAAUACAAUCUCUGACCUGCUCAUGAAUAGAAUGGACUUGUCUCUUCUUGUCAUCACAAAGGGUUUGACAAAGGCAGGGGAUGCGUAUGAAAGCAAAACUGCUCAUGUUGAGCUAGCUGAACGCAUGCGCAAGCGGGACGCUGCAACUGCUCCUACUGUUGGUGAUCGCGUUCCUUACGUCAUCAUUAAGGCAGCAAAGGGUGCAAAGGCGUAUGAGAAGUCAGAAGAUCCAAUCUAUGUUUUGGAGAAUAAUAUUCCGAUUGAUCCACAAUACUACUUGGAAAACCAGCUGAGUAAGCCCCUAUUGCGCAUUUUUGAUCCAAUUCUUAAAAACGCAAGCAAAGAAUUACUUCAUGGAUCUCAUACUCGAUCGGUCUCUAUAUCGACGCCUUCCAACGGCGGAAUUAUGAAGUUUGCAAAGAAGCGCGUCAGCUGCGCUGGUUGUAGGACCCCAAUCAGCAGCGAGGAGAAUCAAAUCCUGUGCAAACAUUGUCAGGGGCGUGAAGCUGAAUUAUAUCAGAAAACAGUUGCAAACGUGAGAGAUCUGGAACAGCUAUUCGGGAGGCUGUGGACACAAUGUCAGCGCUGUCAAGGUUCUUUACAUCAGGAUGUUCUAUGCACAAGCCGAGACUGUCCAAUAUUUUACAGGAGAAAAAAGGCACAAAAAGACUUGGGAGAGGCAGAGCUACAAUUAGAAAGAUGGGAUUUUUGAAGAACGACAAUUUUUUAGUUUCAUUUCUUGAUCGGACAACAGGAUCUGCGUUAUUGAACUUUAGUCUUGACGGCAACUGGUUGAAUACAGGACCACAUACCUUCUGUCACAGAGGAGAUGGGCCCUAGUUCCGAAGCCGGCUCCGGGGCCGGCUUUGGAGAGAAGAAUGUCCUAAUGCCAGUGGGCGCUGCUGCUGGAGCAGGCUUCACACGGUGUCUCAUAGCCCACUUUCGUAUUUCCUUCAGCUUCGCAUCCACGGUGAUGAUCUCGACGGGCAUGGACAUUUGCAGCACCAGCAGUGUCACAUAGGGUAUUACAAACUAAUGGCAAAAGUCGAGCUGCAUUUCACAUGUGUUGAAACUGUGACAGACAUUUGCUAUUCACAUUUGCCAAUAUACAGAUUUGAUCUCCUAGUAGAUGAAGAACUCUAUCUUUCCUGUACGAGUUACCCUGUCGUUACUCGUCUUUACACUGCAUGCCGUAGGCUUACAGCAGUAAGGAUCUGAUGCAUGUGUGCAAGGGAAGAAUCUUGCAUACUUGUGAUAUAAUGGCGCUUCUCCGCGGUUGAGAUAGUUUUUCUUCU